Molecule: messenger RNA, 2745 nt
Organism: Synchiropus splendidus (mandarinfish)
Lineage: Eukaryota; Metazoa; Chordata; Actinopteri; Syngnathiformes; Callionymidae
Product: CMRF35-like molecule 9
Exons: 6
Coding region: 1817-2482 (221 amino acids)
Source: RefSeq, a predicted model, not a curated record
UCUUCCUCUUUCUCUUGACAUCAUGGAGCAGGACGUGCUCACUCAGUUCAGGAAGCUGAAGCUUCGGAAGGCGGCAGGUCCGGACAGAGUUUCCCCUGCCAUCCUGAAGCAUUGUGCUGCUGAGCUGGCUCCAAGUGUUCAUGGACAUCUUCAAUGCUUCCUUGGUGUCCUGUCAAUGUUCCUGCCUGCUUUAAGUCCUCCACUAUCAUCCCUGUUCCCAAGAAGGCCAGGAUCACAGGACUGAAUGACUACAGACCGGUGGCACUGACGUCUGUGGUCAUGAAGUCCUUUGAGCGCCUGGUUCUAUCCCACCUGAAAUCACUGCUUCUCACCUGGACUCAUUGCAGUUUGCCUACAGAGCCAACAGAUCUGUGGACGAUGCAGUGAACCAGGCCCUUCAUUUCGUUCUGGAGCAUCUGGACUGCCCAGGAAGACAAGCUUCGCCAGCUCGACGUGCCUGACUCCCUCUGCAGAUGGAUUACAGACUUCCUGACCAGCCGAAGUCAGCGUGUGCGGCUGGGGACGACUGUCUCUGACACUCGGACCCUCAACAUCGGGUCUCCUCAGGGCUGUGUUCUCUCUCCAUGGCUCUUCUCUUUGUACACUAACUGCUGCACCUCCAGCCAUGAGUCCGUGAAGAUGAUCAAGUUUGCGGAUGACACCACCAUCAUCGGGCUCAUCUCAGAUGGAGAUGAGUCGGCUUACAGGAGGGAGGUGGAGCGGCUGGUGUCCUGGUGCAGCCACAACAACCUGGAGCUCAACGCUCAGAAGACAGUGGAGAUGAUCAUGGACUUCAGGAGAAUAACAGCUCCUCCGUCCUCUCUAAUGUUGGCUGGUUUACCCAUUCCUAUUGUGGACUCCUUCUGCUUCCUGGGAACCACCAUCACUGAGGACCUCAAAUGGGAGCCAACCAUCAGGUCCCUCAUCAGGAAGGCCCAGCAGAGAAUGUUCUUUCUGAGGCAGCUAAGAAAACUACGACUGCUGACGAAGUUGCUGGUGGAGUUCUACACGGCCAUCAUCCAGUCCAUUCUCACCUCCUCUAUCACUGUCUGGUGCAACAGCGCCACCUCCAGGGACAAGAGCAGACUGCAGCGCAUCGUACGUUCUGCUGAGAAGGUGAUCGGUUGCAGCCUGCCACCUCUUCAGGACCUGUAUGCCUCCAGGAGCCAGAGACGUGCAGGUCGGAUCAGAGCCAACCCUUCUCAUCCUGAACAUGGACUGUUUGUUCCUCUUCCCUCUGGCAGGAGGCUACGGUCCAUCCAGACCAGAACCUCCCAUCACAGGAACAGCUUCUUCCCCUCGGCCGUCAGACUGUUGAAUUCAUGAACAGCCUUGUUGUUAUGUUAUUCUAUUUAUUUUAUUUUAUUUUAUUUACUUUUUGACUGCACGUUAUUCCAAAACACUUUCCUAGUUAGUGGGCUCCCCACUGACCAUGGCAAUAAAUUUGAUUCUGAUUCUGAUUCUGAUUCUGAGAUGGAGGCAGGCUUUCUUGUUGAUGCCAGUGAGGACAAGUUACGGCAGUGCAGGUGGGAGCAUGAAGAAUGAAUGAAAGUCACAGACCCUGACAGUCUCAUUCACCUGCCGUCACCAUGCAGCUGAGAGUGGACACAGGUCACACAGAUGACACUGUUUAGAUCUGUACAUGAAUGUGGUCAGACACCGCCUCCAAGUUUGAAGCCGAAGGAAACACAAAUAUAAGUAGCCACAGGCACUCACACUCACUUGAGCUGGAUAGAGGAAGUUCCUCAGCAAAAGGGAACCAGGAACCUGAGAAACCGACAAUAAUGAACUCAGAGUCAAGUACUGAGACAGAAGAAUGGAGAUCCAUUCUCUGAUGGUUCUGGUCUGUUUUCUGGCAGGGGUUUCAGACGUGGACGCGUAUCAUCUGAGACUAACAGGGAAGGAGGGGGAAGAUAUCACAAUUACAUGUUCUCACUCAAAUGCUUACAGCAACACAAAGUAUUUCUGCAGAGGAGAAUGUGACUACGAAGAUGUCCUCAUAACCAGCAAAGGUCCAAACACAGCCAAGUAUCACAUAACUGACAGAGGGGAUGAUUUUGAUGUGACCAUUUAUAACCUGGAGGUGAAAGACUCAGGAUCAUACACGUGUGGAGUAGACAGAGUUGGCCGGGACACAUAUAAUGAAGUUCACCUCACCGUUGUCAAAAAACCACGAGAGAAGACAGAACCAGAAGAGAAGAAGAAAGAAAUUGGCGAGAAGAAUGAAACUGCAGAGGGGCAGAACGUCACUGACAUGCCAGAUGGAAUUGAGGAACAUCCUCCACCAUCAAAAACUGCGGUGUACAUCGGAUUAGGCCUCAGGAUUUGCUUUUGGCUUCUGGUGCUCCUCCCAUUACUGGUCUUUGUCCUACGAAGGCGACGCUUGGGAGCCUCCUCUGACAGAGCAGAGCGUGGCUUCCACUACUCUGCUUCAGAUCCAGACGCUGUUGUUUCCUCUGAGGUCACUGUGAGGGAAGGAUGACAGAACCCUGCAGACCAGACGCUCCACUCCAGCCUCACCACCACCCAUCAUGCAUCAGGAUUCAAAUCAAACUUUGUUUUGCAUGACCACGUGUGUGUGCCUAUGUUGAAGCAUAUCUAUUCUAGUGAGGUCCAAUUUGGGGGAAAACACCGCCUUGUGGAGCUCUUUUGCAAAUCCCCAGCAAGAUGGUAUGACAAACCUAUGUGUGUGUGCAUGUGUGUUUGGGGGAUUGGUUUAUCUUCUGUGAUCAUUCAAUACCCUGA